This is a messenger RNA of Python bivittatus (Burmese python), 6411 nucleotides long. The record is from RefSeq and is a predicted model, not a curated record. NCBI's taxonomy places the organism in Eukaryota, Metazoa, Chordata, Lepidosauria, Squamata, Pythonidae.
UGUUUUUCUGUAUGCUGGAGGAGAGCUGAAAUAGGUUUCGUUAAAAGAAGAGUCUCCAGAACUGACCCUGCAAGCUACAUUCCUUGCUGAAGGGCAUGUUUUUGGAAAAUCACUUACUUUUUAUUUCACCACCAACAAAAUUGCCUGUCACCAUUAAGGGGUGCAGAUGAAAUUUGAAAGAAUACCAGUUUUCUGCAUAAACCUCUGGAAGAGAAUCCAGCAUACUUGCUGUCAGUGGAGAUGCCAGGUUUAGUGUUGGGGAAAAGGUGGGCACCAGCAUCUCCAACUCCCAGGUAGUUGAUCUGAGAGAAACCAUUUAUGAAUGAUCAUUUCACUUAUGAUGGCAGACCAGCCACCUCCAUUAGAAGCCACACCUAUUUUGAAUGAAGUGCCACUUCUACCUCAUAUGGUCAAUGGGGACACCACACAACAGGUCAUCCUUGUGCAAGUAAACCCAGGAGAGACUUUCACAAUUAGAACUGAAGAUGGACAUAUCCAGUGUAUUCAAGGUCCAGCACAUGUUCCUAUGAUGUCACCAAAUGGUUCUGUCCCUCCAAUAUUUGUGCCUCCUGGCUAUGUAUCUCAGGUGGUCGAAGAGAAUGGAGUUCGGAAGGUCAUAGUUAUGCCACACUCUACUGAAUUCCACCCCUCCAUGCAUCCACCUCCUCCACAUGUGCCCCAUUAUAUUCACCCCCACCAUGCUUUGCUUCCCCAUCCACCUCAUCCUGUGUACCCUCCAGUUCCAGGAACAGGAGAAAUACCACCACAGUUCAUUCAUCAGCAUCCUCCACCACCACCAUCGCCACAUCUUUAUCAAGACCAAGAGUCCCGUUCCCAUGGCAGAGCAAAUUUUGUCCAGCGAGAUGAAAGGACUCUCAAAAUGCAGGAACAUUUGAAGAAGAGGCUAAAAGACCGGCAGGCGAGCGGACAUACCAAUAACAAGGCGAACAGCCCUCCUUCCUCACCUCACAAAGCUAACAGCUCCUCCAGCACCAAUGUUCAGAAUGGCUACGGAAAGGGGCAGCAAGGGAACAUAGGGCAAAUAAAACAGAAGCAUAUAGGAAAAACCCGGGGAAGCCCCAUCCCUUCAGCUGAUUCAGGAAUGGGAGAAUCUGAUACAGAGUCUAGAAAAUCUGAAGAGCUCUUAAGCUUCAAUAAGCCUACCGUCUCGGAUAUACAGGCGCGGUCAGCAGUUAUUUCUUGGAAUGCUCCAGUUGCGUCCCAGAAUGAAGAAAUGCAUAGUCUCACUCCCGAAGCGUUCACUUUUGAAGUAGCCGUCUCGAAUAGCGGUAAAAAUGGAAAAUUUAAAUCGGUUUACACUGGUGAGGAUGUAACUUUUACUCUACAUGAACUCAGACCAGCAACUGAUUAUCAUGUCAGAGUUUUGGCCUCAGGUCAUUCCACAAAGGAAUCUGUUUCAGAGCUGGUGAGUUUUACUACAGAGAGUUGUGAACCGGAUCCUCCAGCUGCACCGAAAGUAGUCAACAAAACCAAAAACAGCCUGACUUUACAGUGGAAGUCCCCCAAUGGCAAUGGGGCCAAAAAAACCAGCUACCUUUUUGAAUGGGGUGAGGGGAGGAACGGAGCAUUCAAGGAAUGCUACUACGGUCAUCUAAAGCAGCAUAAAGUCACCAAGCUGUCCCCCUCCACCAAAUACACAUUCAGACUGGCAGCCAAAAAUGACAUUGGCAUGAGUGGGUUUGGCGAGACGUUGGCAUGUUUCACAAUAGGAAUUGUCCCACCGCCCCCCCUACCACCCCAGCUAACUAAAGCAGGAGUGACAUGGUUGUCACUAAAAUGGGGGCCUCCAAAUGGCAUAUCUUCAGAUGACUCUCUGACGUACAUUUUAGAAAUGGAAGAAGAAGGUUCUGAUUAUGGCUUCCAAGCAGGGUACAAUGGAGAUGAACUUUCUUGCACUUUAAGUGACCUUAGAAGAAACACUUCCUAUAAAUUUAGGUUGUUUGCUCACAACACUGAAGGAAAAAGUGGCCCUAGUGAAGUUGUGGAGUACAGUACCAGCCCUGACAAACCUGGACCUCCUAGUAAACCAGCUGUAAAGGGAAAGAUCCAUUCCCAUAAUGUGAAAGUUACUUGGGAUCCACCAAAAGAUACUGGAGGAACAGAUAUUUCUACGUAUAUCUUAGAAAUUUCAGAAGCCUCUGCUGGCAGCAAAUGGGAAAUCGCCUAUAAAGGUCCCAUGAGAGAACAUGUAUGUACCCAUCUCAAGCCUGGUACUUCCUACAGACUGAAGGUUUCAUGUGUUGGUAGAGGGGGACAAAGUCAGGCAUCUGAUGUACUCACUGUUCAGACCUCAGCUGUUCCCCCUGGGCCGUGCCAUCCUCCAUGCCUGGUUGGCAGAGCCAAGCCUAAGGAUCUCACUCUGCAGUGGGAUCCUCCUUCAGCAGAUGGGGGCGCAGAGGUAUCGGAGUACAUUCUAGAAAUGGCAAACAGUGACCAAGAAGAACGCCGGCAAGCCUACCAUGGCCAGGCUUUAGAAUGCACCGUGAAUGGUCUCCUUCCUGGGCGAACAUACUGCUUCUGGAUACGGGCAGCCAACAAAGCAGGGCUCGGCCCUUACUCAGAAAAGGCAGAGAUCUCCACAGCUCCAGGGCCCCCAGAUCCAUGCUCCGUCCCCCUCUUAACUUGCAAAACUGCUACUUGUAUAGUAGCUGCAUGGGAGAGUCCACCAUGUAAUGGGGCAGAAAUUAGUGAAUACAGACUGGAAUGGGGCCAAAUGGAUGGAUCUAUGCAUGUAAUCUAUGCUGGCCCUCUUCUGUGCUACGAAGUGAAGGGACUUACCCCUGCAACUACAUAUUAUUGCAGAGUACAGGCUGUGAAUCUCGCUGGUGCUGGAUUAUUUGGGGAAAUCAGCACAGUGACAACCCCAGCUUCAGUGCCGGCUGCGGUGGCAGUAUUGAACCUGCUUGAAGAAGACCAGUUGGAAACCCCUCUUCCCCUCUCCACGUGCCUUGCUCUUCACUGGGAAGAGCCUUGUUGCCAUGGGGCAGAGAUUGUCGGCUACCACAUAGAGUAUGGGGAGAAACAAGUCUUAACGGUCAACAGAGUCACAAGCCAUGUUCUGGAGAACCUGCAACCUGACACUUUAUACAGAAUCCGAAUUCAGGCCUUCAACAGUCUUGGAACUGGUCCUUUCAGUCCAUCCAUUAAAACGAAAACCAAGCCUUUGCCUCCAGAUCCUCCACAUUUGGAAUGUGUGGUCUUCAGUUACCAGAGCCUUAAGCUGAAGUGGGGUGAAGGUCCUAGCAGAGCUUUAAUUGCCAAUCCCACCCAGUUCAAUUUACAGAUGGAAGACAGGCUUGGCAGAUUCAUCACUGUCUAUAGUGGACCUUGCCACACCUAUAAAGUGCAACGGCUUAGUGAGUCUACAACGUAUUAUUUUAAAAUCCAGGCGUGCAACGAUGCAGGUGAAGGGGACUUUUCCGAAGUUUAUGCAUUUGCCACCACCAAAUCACCACCACCUGCCAUGAAAGCACCCAAAGUCCAUCAGCUGGGAGACAAUGCCUGCGAGGUCACCUGGGAGCCUCUACAGCCAAUGAAGGGCGAUGCCAUUGUUUACAUAUUGCAGCUUGCCACUGGGAGGGAAGUGGAUCAGCUCUACAAGGGACCAGAGACUUCCUUCCGCAUCCCCAGCGUGCAAACGAACUGUGAAUAUCGAUUCAGGGUGUGCGCGGGGCGCCAAUAUCAGGACUCCACUGGAUGGCAAGAACUCUAUGGCCCAUAUAGCCCAAGCACCACCUUCUCAUCUCAGAAACAGGAGCUGCUUUCGCAGUGUUCAGACCCAGGUCCUGAACUCCUGAAAAGCAAGCGGAAGGCGCUCAGCGAUGAACAGUUUGCGUUUCUGCUUCUUAUAAUCUUUGCAACGGUUGCCAUUUUGUUUGCUGUUAUCAUUCAGUACUUUGUGAUCAAGUAAGUCGGUGGCCAUGAGAAGUGACUUCCUUACUCAGCUUAUAAUUUUUCAUAUGGAAGUUUUACGCCUUGGGUAUUUAUGUAAAUUCCAAUUAAAAUGCUAGCUGGGAAUGAUGGUAUAAGACACACAUUUCCAUUUUUGCUGCUGACUAACAGGUUGGAUGGACAGAACUCCUCCUCCUCCUCCCCCACCCCACUCUUCCGUGGAGAAGCUGGGGGGGGAGGAGGCAGGGCAGCUGGAAGUGAAGAACAUCCCUAUUACAGCACAGUGGUGCAUCUUCUAAUCAGGGUGAGCUGUUCAAAACAGCCAAAAAAAACCUGCCUUAAUUCUCAGAGUUUGACUUAAUUCUCACAGUAAGACCUGAAUUCUCAAGUACGGCAAGGAGAGGAGCAAGGAGGGAGGGCGGGAGACACGCCUGCUGCUCCAGCGUUGGGGACGUGGUGGGAUGCAGCAGCAGAGAUGCUCGUGCUGAAGACAAGACUGUAGGACGCGGCUAAAGUACACCACCUCUGAUAAGCUGUAGAUAAAAAUCCAACCCAGAUGUUAUCCAGAUUGACUUCUAGCAACAGCGCAAUGUUAAUUUUUCCAGUUCUUUUAACUGGGAGGGUUCCUGGAGGCCCCCAUCCCUUCCAGAGCCCAGGGCAGCAGCAGGGGUCUGCGUUUGAGUUUUUAAUCCAUUGUGUUCAAGGCAUCACAUUUACCUACGCACAGAGGGAUUUGCGUUGGUCUGAAAUGUGGCAAGAGGCUCCCCCCUUCUAGAAACUGUACAUUUCUGAUUGAAAUGCUUCCUCUUGUUGGUAAACGGUUGGCCCAACUCACCGUCUGCUCUCAGUGCCUGAGAGACUAGGAACGCCCUGUGCUUCUAACUUAAACCGCUGCAGCGCUGGUUUCCUUUGUUUUCCGAGGAAAAGCACAGAAUUUUUUUGUCUUUGAUGAGAACAAAAAAAAAAGUGCAUUUAUGAUAAAUGUUUCACUAUUUGGCUCAAACUGAGCAAAAUGUUUUUGUACUAUUCUUAACGUGAAAUUAAAAAUCAACUCUGGGGGAUCUUUCUGUUCGGUUUGUGUCCUGGGGUGCCCUUCUAACGUCAUCCAGCUGAUCAAGUCACAUGUGAAAAUUACUUUUUCCCCCCCUUUCCGCCCCCCAAAGUUAGGUCUAAGUUUUAACGUAAUCGUCGCCUCUCUCGUAGCAGUUUCGUGUUCCGCGGUUUUGUCUUGUGAUUCAAGCCUUUUCAGUUCGUGAUGGAAAUUUCAGUAACAUCUCCGGCUUUGGGUUCAGUUGUGUUUUGUUUCAUUUGUUUGUUUGGGGGGCGGGUGGGAGGGCGAAUAUCAUGCACUACAGAGGGCCUGUUCUUUGUAAUGCCCUCGCAGCAAGUACCUGUAAAAUAAAAGUAAUUGAACCUUGUCUUUACAGUCAUGCUACUCUGAAAGCUGGAAACCACCCAUUUUGUUCUUUGGAAGAAGAGGAAACUCAAAAAGACUAGGCAUUUUGUUGAGUUUUACAUACUGGUAGGGAGUGAAAAACUAAACUUUACGAAACAUCCGAAUGCUUGUACUUGUAUAUGGGACAGUGGACGUAACUUGUAAACUCAUUUUUAGCUUGAAACUGUCUGUUUCCAAACAGUAGAACUGGCUGUUAAUUCAUCAUGAUAGCUUAUGGUUUGUGGCAUUGUGUUUGCAUUUCACACCUGAGGGAAAACACACACACACACACACACACACACACGUAAAUGAUAUCAUAUCACUUACUAUCUUAAAAGUAGAUUUAUGGUGCAAUCUGAAAUUUAUCUUUUUUUCCCCCCCAAAAAAUGUACUCUCCUCUUUUAUGUGAUCUAUUUAUUUUGAUUUAAAAAAAUUCUGGAAAAUGUAUGUUUGAAUGUAUUGUUCUACUUGUAGCAGAACUUUUAAGUUAAUCAUUUAUUGUAAUGGAAGCCUCUGCUCAGUGUUGAAAAGAGUUUUAUACAAAUGUUUGUGUCUUUAGUUUGCAGGAAUGUUUACAACCUGUUCUCCUUCGUUUCCUUUCAUACUUCACUUUUUUAUAAAAUAAAAAUAGAUUUGUCUUCAGCAGAUUUCUGUUGCGAAAGUGAUAAAAAAAAAAAAGUGGGGAGGGAAAAUCUCACUGAAUUGGCAAUAGUGUGAGAGAGACAUUUUUUAAAUUAGGUUUUCUGAAUAAAAUACUAACCAAAAUUAUGACUUCCUAGAAAGUUAAAUCUUUAAUUUGUAUUUGUAAUUGCCACAAAAUGUUUAUAUUUCCAGGAAGUUUACUGGAAAGCAUAAUGUAGAAUUUUAUAUUUACAGCUAUACAUUCCAGAUUGAUGUACCUAGUGGCAUUAAUGUAUUAGAUCUCCUUUUCUCUCGUAUUGUAAUUUUUGCUGUAUUUCAUACUUAUGUUAAACCUGCCAGGCAUCGUAUUACUAAAUUGUAACUAUCAAAUAGAUAAUAUAUUUAAUAUGGCCAAUAAAAAUAAAAAUUGUUCACAUUUGGGA